UUGGCUGCCGGCACUGUGGAACUACAACUCCCAGGAGGCCUUGCGGCGGACGCCAUCUUUUCUCAAUUCCGGACCGGCACUGUGGAACUACAACUCCCAGGAGGCGUAGCGGUGGACGCCAUCUUUUCUCAAUUCCGGACAAAUGGGCGUGCGGAUGGGCGCGCGCAGCCUCUUGCGUCAUCGGCGCGCGGCGGUCCCGGGAUGAUAGCGUUCGAGCCCUAUCUGGGGCUGCCAGUCGGAGAGCCGGGUACGGGCCAAGGGGCCCGCCGGCCGGCGCCGCUAUGGCGGCGGUGUUUGACCUGGACCUGGAGACGGAGGAAGGCAGUGAGGGAGAGGGCGAGCCGGACUUCAGCCCCGCGGGCUGGGGGACACUACGAGGAGGUGGAGCUGACAGAAGACAGUGUGAACCUCGGCCCCGAGCGCAUCGGGCCCCACUGCUUUGAGCUGCUGCGUGUGCUGGGCAAAGGGGGCUAUGGCAAGGUGUUCCAGGUUCGGAAGGUGCAGGGCACCAACUUGGGCAAGAUAUAUGCCAUGAAAGUGCUGAGGAAGGCCAAAAUUGUGCGCAACGCCAAGGACACAGCACACACUCGGGCUGAGCGGAACAUUCUGGAGUCAGUGAAGCACCCCUUCAUUGUGGAACUGGCCUAUGCCUUUCAGACUGGUGGCAAACUCUACCUCAUCCUUGAGUGCCUCAGUGGCGGUGAGCUCUUCACGCACCUGGAGCGAGAGGGCAUCUUCCUGGAAGACACUGCCUGCUUCUACCUGGCAGAGAUCACACUGGCCCUGGGCCACCUGCACUCGCAGGGCAUCAUCUAUCGCGACCUCAAGCCCGAGAACAUCAUGCUCAGUAGCCAGGGUCACAUCAAACUGACCGAUUUCGGACUCUGCAAGGAGUCCAUUCACGAGGGCGCCGUCACUCACACCUUCUGCGGCACCAUCGAGUACAUGGCCCCUGAGAUUCUGGUGCGCAGUGGCCACAACAGGGCAGUGGACUGGUGGAGCCUGGGAGCCCUGAUGUAUGACAUGCUCACUGGAUCGCCUCCCUUCACUGCAGAGAACCGGAAGAAAACCAUGGACAAGAUCAUCAAAGGGAAGCUGGCGCUGCCCCCCUACCUCACCCCAGAUGCCCGUGACCUCAUCAAAAAGUUUCUGAAGCGGAACCCCAGCCAACGGAUGGGGGGUGGCCCAGGGGAUGCCGCUGAUGUGCAGAGACACCCCUUCUUUCGACAUGUUAAUUGGGAGGACCUCCUGGCCCGUCAAGUGGACCCCCCGUUCAAGCCCUCUCUGCAGUCAGAGGAGGACGUGAGCCAGUUUGACGCCCGCUUCACCCGGCAGACGCCGGUGGACAGUCCGGACGACACGGCCCUGAGUGAGAGCGCCAACCAGGCCUUCCUGGGCUUCACGUACGUGGCGCCCUCCGUGCUGGACAGCAUCAAGGAGGGCUUCUCCUUCCAGCCCAAGCUGCGCUCCCCCAGGCGCCGCAACAGCAGCCCGCGGACCCCCAUCAGUCCCCUGAAGUUCUCGCCCUUCGAGGGGUUCCGGCCCAGCCCCGGCCCGCCAGAGCCCAUGGAGCCCACUCUACCUUUGCCACCGCUGCCGCCACCACUGCCCCCCUCGAGCACUGCGCCCCUCCCCAUCCGCCCCCCCUCGGGAACCAAGAAGUCCAAGAGGGGCCGGGGGCGCCCCGGGCACUAGGACAGGGGAGUGUGAGGUGACGGACUCCGCCUGUGAGCCGCGAGGGCAGUGUCCCUGGCGUGUCCGGGGGCAGGAAGGAGUGUUUUCCCAUGGGGUGGGCGGUCCCCAGACCACGGCUCGGAGGGCUGCAGGCUCUGCAGGCUACGGCUGCCCGGGGCGCCCCACGGCCCACUGCCCCCCGCUCAGGCCUGCCCUUGCAGAAUUAAAGCAUUGAAGCACGGUGCUGGCCUGGCUC
This is a messenger RNA of Condylura cristata (star-nosed mole), 1930 nucleotides long. RefSeq names its product ribosomal protein S6 kinase, 70kDa, polypeptide 2 (gene RPS6KB2). The coding region runs from base 202 to 1695 and encodes 497 amino acids. NCBI's taxonomy places the organism in Eukaryota, Metazoa, Chordata, Mammalia, Eulipotyphla, Talpidae. Gene Ontology annotation, biological process: protein phosphorylation. The transcript has 14 exons. The record is from RefSeq and is a predicted model, not a curated record. Gene Ontology annotation, molecular function: ATP binding; protein serine/threonine kinase activity.